Messenger RNA from Sesamum indicum (sesame), 1899 nucleotides. Its product is annotated as MATE efflux family protein. Gene Ontology annotation, biological process: xenobiotic detoxification by transmembrane export across the plasma membrane. Gene Ontology annotation, cellular component: membrane. The record is from RefSeq and is a predicted model, not a curated record. Gene Ontology annotation, molecular function: xenobiotic transmembrane transporter activity; antiporter activity. NCBI's taxonomy places the organism in Eukaryota, Viridiplantae, Streptophyta, Magnoliopsida, Lamiales, Pedaliaceae.
GGUCAAUGUCCGAAUGCAUUAAUCGUCUUGUGGUGUUUCAAUGUCAAGAUCUAGCAAGGCAGCUGGCUGAUGUUUUUCCUCAGGAUAUCAAGAGAGGACACAUUUUUGAAAACAUUAAGCUUGUGCAGCUACAGUCAUGUGCAAAAUGAGUGAAUCUCCAGAACUCCAACUUCAAAGCUUUAGUGCCGGCGGAGUUAGUGGUGAGGGUGAUGAGAUCAAAGUCGACGAAACCAAUGCGGAAACAAGAAAUAAAUCAGUACAAGAGAGAGAUGGAGAUGGAGAUGGAGAUGGAGGAUCCUUUUGCCCUUUCUUCCGACGAGUGCCCUUGAAUGAGGCAGUUGAAGAGCUAUUCGCACUAGGGAAGGUAGCAUGUCCCGUGGCACUCACAACAUUGCUCUACUUCUCCAAAACCAUAAUCUCCAUGCUUUUCUUGGGGCACAUGGACAAGGCUGAACUUGCUGGGGGCUCACUAGCCGUCGGUUUUGCCAACGUUACUGGUUUCUCAGUCAUGAAAGGUCUCUGCACGGGCAUGGAUCCCAUUUGCUGCCAAGCCUUCGGCGCCAGGCGCUGGCCAGUUCUCAGCCAAACAUACAUAAAAACUGUCAUCCUACUCCUCGUCGCCACCAUCCCCAUGGCUUUGCUCUGGCUCAACGUCGAGCCCGUAUUCCAUCGUUUAGGCCAGGAUCGGGUGAUCAGCAAAAUUGCCAAAAGUUACCUAGUCAUCUCACUUCCCGAAUUGCUAACUCAUGCUAAUCUAAUUCCUCUCCGCACAUUUUUAAGAACUCAGGGCUUAAACUCACCCAACACCAUCAUUGCCACUUGUGUUUCCGCUCUUCAUUUGCCUAUAACUUAUUUUCUUGUUACAUAUUUGAACUUAAGAGUUAAGGGCAUUGCGUUGUCCUCGGUCAUUUACUCUCUCAACAUGAAUAUUGGCCUAUGGAUUUAUCUGAUUUUCUCAAAAGCCGCCAUAAAGCCAUGGGUUGGCGCCACUCUUGGCUCGAUUAUCCACGGAUGGAAGCCGUUAUUGGGACUGGCUUUACCCAGCGUGUGUCAGGUAUGUCUGGAAUGGUGGUGGUAUGAAAUCAUUCUCUUCCUCAGCGGCUUGCUUCCCAACCCGGAGUCAUGUGUGGCGGCUAUGGGAAUAUUAAUCCAAACAACCGGCACCGUUUACGUUUUCCCAUUUUCUCUGGGGCUCAGCAUUUCUCAGCGCGUUGGCCACGAGCUUGGGGCCGCACAUCCUGCUCGAGCGCAGCUUGCAGCAAUGAUUGGAAUCCUAAUCGCCGUCGGUUACGGCGUCUCGGUUUUCGGGUUGAGCGUGGUACUGAGAUCAUUAUGGGGAAAACUAUAUACAACCGAACCUCAGGUGUUGGCUUUAAUAUCAUCAGUGCUUCCAAUUCUGGGGUUGGCUGAAAUAGGAAACGCUCCUCAGACGGCGGCAUGCGGGGGGUUGACAGGUUCGGCGCGGCCGAAAGUGGGGGUGAGGAUAAACAUAGCGGCGUUUUACCUGGUGGGGUUGCCGUGCUCAGCGGUAUUUGCGUUCAAGCUGAAGCAAGGGUUUCAGGGGCUGUGGAUGGGAUUGGUGGCGGCUCAAGCAGCAUGUAUGAGUAUGAUGCUGUACACAUUGGCUAGGACUGAUUGGAAGCAUGAGGCUAAGAGGGCUGAAGAGCUAACAACGGCUGUGGGGGAAAAGGAUGAUUCCGCAGGAACUAACCUGGUUGCUUGAUUCUUGAUACUGAUACUAAUUAUUAAUUUCUGGGACACACCCAUUUGAUGAUUUGAGUGUAAAUGGCUUUUAGUUUUUGGUGAGCAUUAAUUAAUUAUUGUUUGUUUUGAUUUGAUUUGUUUUGUUUGUAACAGGUACAUAUAGGUGUAUGCAAAUGAAUAAAUUAAUUAGGCAAA